Molecule: messenger RNA, 1437 nt
Organism: Symbiodinium natans
Lineage: Eukaryota; Dinophyceae; Suessiales; Symbiodiniaceae
Source: the annotation of a GenBank genome assembly
AUGAGCUGGGCGCUGAUGAGGAACCCAGAAGGCUUGAACUGCGACGUCUUCAUCAGCCACGCAUGGAAAGAGGGCAUCUAUGAGUUCAUCUGCAAGGUCCUGCACUCCUGGCCUCGAUCGGCUCGCAAUGCUUGGUGCUGCAUGCUGGCGAAUCCUCAGCAUCUUGACAUCGGAGCACUACUCCAGGCUCCAAAGAACUCUCCUUUUGCCCUGGCCCUUCAGGAAUCUUCAUGUGUCCUCGUGGUGCCGAACCGGCACAGCAGCGUCUACACCAGGCUCUGGUGCGCCUACGAAGCUUAUGUCGCCUCAGAAGCUGGCAAGGAGAUUCUCAUUGCCAGGGCCUCCAUUCGGCAGCAGGUCCUGCAUUCCUUGCUCUACCUUGGUGCAGCGGCCACGUUGGGCAUUCUUUUGGGCUUUCUGGCGCGCCUGCUCUUAUCUCGCCUGAGCUCUGUCUUCUUGAUCCUCGCCUUUGGGGCCGCGCUCUGCAGCUCGAUUAUACAGAGCGAUCGCGCGCGCAUGGCGCUGAACUGCGUGGGUGAAAUGGCCUGCGGCUUCUCGAUCGUGAACUGGAGCACGGUGCACCCCUGGCUGCCACUGCAGGACCUCCCAGGCCUGGUCCCCAUCAUUGAGCAGAGAUUCAUCUGGCUCGUCGGCAUCAGCUUGUUCUGCAUGAUGGAGGCUGACCGCAUCAACAGCCAGGCCACGCGGAUAGCGGCUGCGGAGCUACUGCAGGGCUACGAGGACCAGGGCUCGGUGGAGUAUGCAGAGUGUUCCCGCGACGCAGACGCCCUGAGCAUCCGCGCUGAGAUCGGCGACAAGUUUGGUGAGGUGGAUUACGCCAUCCACGUGCUGCUCCGCGCGGGAAUUUCUACUCCGGCACUACGCGACAUUGCACGGGCAGGUGUCGACGUUGAGAGCGCGGCCCACUCGGAUGUCACGAUCCCCUUCUUGUUUCUGAUGCCACUGAAUGUCUUCACGCUGGUGGAGAUGUUUCUGGAUGCCUUCUUCCUACGAAGCGAGUGGUUCUACGCCAUCAUCCAGGGCUUUUCCUUCCUCUCGCGGGUCGUGUUGCUCUUCCUACUUUUUCGGCGCCCCGUCGACGAUCGCUGUUUCAUCUUGAAGAUGAUCACGAAGACGGUGGCUGUCCUCAUUGUGCUUGUCUGCCCCAACCUGGUGCUGGCGGAGCUGGACCUGCGACUAGUCCCCAGGUCGGUCCUGAGAGCUUGGUUCUCUCUCCCCAUCGCCUCCUUCAUCGCCCUCCUGGGCCUCGCGUUGUUGGGACUCCGAGGUACGGCCGCGCUGCCGGGCGGCCUCUGCCUGCUGCAGCUCUUCUUGGCCCGCGGCUGCCGAGCCCUACGGGGGCUCAGUGGCCUGGCCACGAAGUCCAAGUACGCCAGCACGGACUCAUCUCCUGACACGGCGUCCUCCGGGUCGUGA